CAUUAUGUCUAACAGCUUCAUUCUUUGCGAUUUAUUGUUAACAUGCUGUAGUAGCGCCACCUAGCGUCAGCCUUGCACGGAUUUUUAGAGGGUAUUCUUUUUUUUGUUUUUUUUUGUACCCCCUCUACUAAACCAACACUCCUGAACGGUCCGGUCGGCGCUCUCGAGUCAUUAUGCGUUCCGUGCUCAAGCCUUCGCACGUCUCCUGGACUUUAGAAUUUGAACCGUUAUAAGAACAUCGUAGGCGCCCACGCUAGAAGCAUGCCUAAGAGGAAACAUAAAACUGAAGACGAAAUUCGUCGCAAGAUUCUUAAGUUACAAGAAAAACUGGCAAGAAGGACUAACGAACAGGAAGAUUACUGUUCGUCCGAAGAAAAUUUUAACGAUGUACCCUAUUCGGAAACACCUUACACGGAGUUGUUACCGUAUUAUUGCGAACCUGGAUGGGACGCAUCCGAGGCACAAUCGCCACAGCCGACAGCGCCCUGCCUGUCGGCGGCGCACUCAGCUACGCGACAGCCGUCGCCGCGUUCCGCCGUGGUGGACAACCAGCUGCAGCCUGACUUGCCGCCGCAACCUGUGUCACCGUUACCGCCGCAACCUGUCUCACCUUACUAG
Molecule: messenger RNA, 618 nt
Organism: Cydia splendana
Lineage: Eukaryota; Metazoa; Arthropoda; Insecta; Lepidoptera; Tortricidae
Exons: 3
Coding region: 262-618 (118 amino acids)
Source: RefSeq, a predicted model, not a curated record